This is a messenger RNA of Nilaparvata lugens (brown planthopper), 1803 nucleotides long. RefSeq names its product adenine phosphoribosyltransferase (gene Aprt). The transcript is spliced from 5 exons. Lineage: Eukaryota; Metazoa; Arthropoda; Insecta; Hemiptera; Delphacidae. Gene Ontology annotation, cellular component: cytoplasm. The record is from RefSeq and is a predicted model, not a curated record. Gene Ontology annotation, biological process: adenine salvage; AMP salvage. Gene Ontology annotation, molecular function: adenine phosphoribosyltransferase activity; AMP binding; adenine binding. Bases 472 to 1008 code for a protein of 178 amino acids.
AGCCAACAGUUUCGUUUCAUUUCAGUUGUUGGCAAUGGCAAAUUAGCAUGAUAGCUUAGCUCUCCUAAUUUCUGUUCUAUUAUCUUCUCUUCUGUCAACUGUAAUAAAAGCUACAAUUAUCAAAAAUAUUAUGUAACCUAUUUAUUGAAUAGUUUUGUUGUUUAAUCAUCCCAUUACAUGCUUCAAAAAUAUCACAAUCGAAUUGUAGAUGUUGACGCUACUACCGGUAGCAAUCCUUCAUAACUUAUUUUUUAACUUCAUUUGAUUCAAGGACAAACAUACAAAGUUUGAAUAGGAACGCUCUUGAUGAAUGAUUGCAACUAAUCAUUCUUUUAUCUCAAGACGUUUGUACGUUGACCAAUUCACUUUUAUCUUUGCUCUUGAGCUGCUAACACUUCUUACUGUGCAGUUGUCUAGCAACCAGGAACUUAACACGAUAUUAAUCAAUAGAAUAAUAAGUUAUCUAUUAAUAUGGAAGAUAAGCAGAAGAAGUUGGAUCUUGUACGUGACUCGAUUGGCUCGUAUCCAGAUUUUCCAAAGCCAGGAAUUUUAUUCAGAGAUAUAUUUGGUGUGUUGCGAAAUCCUAAAGCGUCGGAGUGCUUAUUUGAGUUGAUACUAGAAGAAGUGAAGAAGCUGCCUUCAAUUGACAUAGUUGUUGGCCUCGACUCGAGAGGCUUUCUGUUCGGACCUGUCAUUGCUUUGAAAUUGGGCAUUCCAUUUGUCCCUGUGAGGAAAAGGGGAAAAUUACCUGGCAAGGUGCAGCAAGUAGCGUUCGUUUUGGAGUAUGGCCAAGAUGUCCUAGAACUACAAGAAGAUAGCAUAAAACCAGGCCAAAAGAUACUUGUUGUCGAUGAUUUGCUAGCGACUGGAGGAACUAUGGAAGCAAGUUGCAAACUCAUUUCACAAGUUGGAGGAGAAUUGGUGGGGUGCCUUGCAAUAAUAGAGUUGAUUGAUCUACAGGGAAGAAAAAAACUGAAUGCUCCUGUAACCUCCAUAAUACAAUAUUAGUGCAAAUGCAAACAAGAGGGCUUCUAAAAGGAGGUCGUCUAACUCAUCAAAUCUAUUCAAAGAACGUCUAUUGGGUUCAUAGAACACUCACUAUUGGGACCAAUUUCUUACAGUUCGUUUGUGAUUUAUACAUUCCAUUUUUUUUUCUAUUUUUAAUACGUACCUAGUAAACAUUUUUCAAUUGCCACCAAUAAUGAACAUUCCAAAUAAUGUUACAUUUUUUAACCAAUUUUAUAGAAUUAUAGUUGUUUUUAAGUUAUAGUUUUACUCCAAUUUGGGCUCAACUCCAUACUUAUAUUAUCUCAUUUCUAUUAGGUAAAUUAUUAUAGAAUCAAAUGUAGGUAGGCUUAUAAACUUAUUCAUCAUUUCAACAAUUUGAAUAAGAAAUAAGUUUUAAUAAUGCAACUUUAUUUCAACUGAAACCAAACAGUAUUUAAGGCAAAUUAAACAUUCUUUUCAAUAUAGUAUCGAAUAUUCCUUGAAUUUAUCAAUAGCUUUACGAAAUUGAGUAACUUUGAAAAUAUUUCCGUUGAUUUAUUUUUUGAAAUAGUAUAAUUGACUGACUAUCCUUAAUUUUGUGUAAAAUACAAGACAUAUUGUCAAUUGUUCCAUCUGUAUACCGAAUGAAGUUUAUAGAAUGCAUAAUAAAUACAUUGUUUUCAUUCAGUUGUUAAUUGAAUUUUUGAGAAUGUUACUAAAUGUGUGUUAAUUAUAAUGUUUAUUGAACUGCUUUAAUAGCUAUAAACAAGUUUCCUAGUAGUAAGUAAUAAAAUGGUAGAAGGAAGAGAACAUGAA